AUGCGGCAUCGCGCUGCGGCGGAAGUGCUCCACAGCUGUGCGCUCCUGCUGCCGCUGCUGUUUACGCAGCUCGCGGCCAAACAGGUACUGCUGUACCGCGCGGCGGAGGAGGGUCUGCCGGACAUGCGCAUUGGCGACGUGGCGGCUGACCUGGGGCUGGCUCUCGGCUCUGAGGAGGUGACCUUUUCUCUGGAGUCCGGAUCGGAGUACCUGAAGAUCAACAACCUGACCGGGGAGCUGAGCACGACGCAGCGGAUGGACAGAGAGAGCCUGGCGCAGUGUGAGCGCGUGUUUGAGGAGUCAGAGUGCUUUGUGGAGUUUGAGGUGUGUGUGAUCGGGCCGGAGCAGAGCUGGGUGAGGCUGUGGGAGGGCAGGCUGGUCGUCCUGGACGUUAACGACCACACACCGUCUUUCCCCUCCCCCGCGCUCAGCGUGUCGGUGGAGGAGAACCAGCCAAUCGGCACGCUCUACCUGCUGCCCACGGCGACGGACCGCGACUUUGGCCCCAACGGAGUGCAGUGGUACGAGCUGCUGCAGGGGGCGGGCCGGGGGCGGGGCCGGGGGCGGAGCAGCGUUUUCCAGCUGCAGGUGGCCGACACACCUGAAGGGGGGAAGCAGCCCCAGCUCAUCGUCAAGGGCGACCUGGACCGAGAACGGCGCGACGCGUACGACCUCAUCCUGCGCGCGUCUGACGGAGGAACCCCGCCCAGAACCACCCAGGCAUCGCUCCGCAUCUCUGUCACAGAUGCCAACGACAACAGCCCCAGGUUUGAGCGUGCUCAGUACGAGGCAGAGCUGGAUGAGAAUGCGGCGGUGGGCGUGUCGGUGCUGCAGGUGCGAGCCGUAGAUCUGGAUGUGGGCGCUAACGGGCAGGUGCAGUACGCCCUGGCCCCAGGGCCCGGGUUCCAGGGCGCAGGGCACUUCCUGCAGGUGGAGGCGGGUUCCGGCUGGAUCAGCGUCCGGCAGCCAAUAGACCGCGAGGAGACCGCCCAGCUGCGCUUCGCCAUUACCGCCAGCGACCGCGGGCAACCGGCCCUCUCGGCCACGGCAACCGUGCUGUUGCAGGUACGAGACCUGAACGACAACGCCCCCACCGUGGAGAUACGCAAGAUCGGCCGAUUCACACUGCGACAGGGUGUGGCCCGGGUGCCUGAGGAUGUGGUGGUGGACACACCUGUGGCGCUUGUGCAGGUGUGGGACCGAGACGCGGGCAGGAACGGGGAGGUGACCUGCACUCUCGUGGGCGACGUCCCAUUCCAGCUGCGGCCUGCGGGUGGGGCGGUGGGCGGGGCAGGGGGCGGGGCCAGCGGCAGGAAGUUCCUGCUCCACACGGCGGCGGCGUUGGACCACGAGGUGGCGACAGCACACCGGCUGCUGGUGGUUGCCGUGGACGCGGGCAGCCCCGCCCUGACGGGGAGCGGCGCUCUGACGGUGGAGGUGGGCGAUGUGAACGACCACGCGCCCGUGUUCCUGCGGGGGGCGCUAGAGGCAGCGCUGCGGGAGAAUAACGCCCCCGGGGAGACGCUGGCGAAGGCCGAGGCGCUGGAUGCAGACAGCGGGAGAAACGGGGAGGUGCUGUACUCUCUGGACCCCUCUGCACACACUCUGUUCUCCAUCAACCCCCGCACUGGUGACAUCACUGCCAACACCGUGCUCGACCGGGAACGAGGGGACAGGUAUGAGUUCCGGGUUUGGGCCACAGACCGCGGCGUCCCGGGCCUGCAGAGCUCGGCCCCUGUGCGUGUGCGUGUGCUGGACAUGAACGAUAACAGCCCCGCCUUCCCGCACCACGCCUUCACCUUCUACGCCCCAGAGAACCUUCCGGAACACAGCUCUGUCGGCACGGUGACAGCUACGGACGCAGACGCCGGCCGCAACGCCGAGCUCAGCCUCUUCAUCUCUCAGGAGGAGGAUGAGGAGGAGGGCAUGUUCUUCAUCUCUAACGCUACUGGCACCAUCUUCUGCAGACGGAUGCUGGACCGCGAGGCCCAGGCGGUGCAUAGGUUUGGGGUGAUCGCGGUGGACGGAGGGGACCCACCCCGAUCCUGCAGCACGACUGUCACCCUCUUCGUCACAGACGAAAACGACAACCCCCCCCGAGUAGUCGCCCCCGGCAACGCCUCCUUCACCCUGCUGCCCCCGUCCAGCCCCGCCCACAGCGCAGUGACCAGGGUGGUUGCCGUGGACGCGGACGAAGGUCAGAAUGCAGAGCUGCGUUUCGGCCUGGUGGGGGGGAACCCGUUCGGCCUGUUCAGCGUGGACCCCCAGGGCGGCACGGUGGCCCUGGUGGGGGGGCUGGGGCCCGGGCAUGGGGGCCUGCACCGGCUGGUCCUGCGGGUCUCGGACCGGGGGUCACCCCCACUGCACACCACCACGCUGGUGCACGUGUUCGUUAACCACACCCUGGGGAACGGGACAUGGGUUCAGGAGGCUGUCGCCCGCAGUCUGGCCUUGCCCCUGUCCCAGAAUGUGGCGGGAGACGGGCGUCCGGGCUGGGUUCACCCCCAGGGGCUCAGCCUGGCCAUUGGUGCGCUGGCCGGGGGCGUGGCCGUACUGCUGCUCAUCAUGCUGGUCGUCACGGUGACGCACUGCACCCCCGGGAGCAGGAAGGGGUACAGGGUGGGGCGGCGGGAGGAAGGGGAGGAGGGGGCCAACGUUGCUGAGGUGCGGUGA
Molecule: messenger RNA, 2673 nt
Organism: Conger conger (European conger)
Lineage: Eukaryota; Metazoa; Chordata; Actinopteri; Anguilliformes; Congridae
Product: protocadherin-7-like
Exons: 5
Coding region: 1-2673 (890 amino acids)
Biological process (GO): homophilic cell-cell adhesion
Cellular component (GO): plasma membrane
Molecular function (GO): calcium ion binding
Source: RefSeq, a predicted model, not a curated record